Hymenoscyphus albidus is the source of this 1053-nucleotide messenger RNA. NCBI's taxonomy places the organism in Eukaryota, Fungi, Ascomycota, Leotiomycetes, Helotiales, Helotiaceae. The record is from the annotation of a GenBank genome assembly.
AUGGGAAACGAAAACCUUGCAAAAUGGGGCCCUAUCCUGAUCGUCGGCGGCUCGGGCCGUUUAGGAUACUAUAUCGCUCAGCAACUUUUGCGGCAACCAGAGUGUGGUCACGUGGUAUCAAUCAGUCGCAGCAGUCAAAUCGCCUAUCGGUGUGAGGGAGUUGAGUAUCGCGUUGCAGAUGUGACCCAUAGCGAUGCUCUGGGGAAGGUCAUGCGUGAUGUGGUACCAGAAACCAUCAUCAAUUCGGCAGCACCACCGCAUGCCAACGCCAACACACCGACCUCGGAGUUUGAGCAAGUAUUUGUGCAUGGUCAGGACCUGUUGAUGGGGCUGGCCAUGCAAGUCGGCACCAAAUACAUGAUCUGCACAACAUCGUCCAGUGUCAUCGAGGGCUUCAACCACGUCCAGGCCAAUGAGACCGCUCCGCUGUGGCCGGAGACGUCGUCCGCCUUCCCUUACUGGGUGCAGCGCGCCAGAGCUGAGAAGCGUCUCCUGGCGGUCGACUCACCAUCGUUCCAGACGGUCUCUCUCCGACUGCCACUCAUCAUUGGCGAGAGAGAAUACGCAUUUGUGCCAGCGAUGUUGAAGACCAUGAAGGAGGGCAAUACUGGCGUGCAGAUAGGGAGUGACGCAGGCCGACUCGCCACCGUUUCGGGAGACGAUGCGGCGAGAGCACACAUGCUGGCCUUGCGCGCGCUUAGGAUGCCGAAUAAUAAUGUCCAUGGUGAGGCCUUCUACAUCAUGGGCAAGACGCCAUUGUCAUUCUGGACCAUGGCACGCAUUAUCUGGAGCGAGGCGGGAUGGAAGCAAGACAAGCCACCGUUUGUGAUGGCCGAGUGGGCAGCUAAGACGAUGGCUGUGCUUUCUGAAGCAAUUUUGUGGCCCUUUGGUGUUGAGCCGCAGCUCACCAUGCACACGGUGCGCUUUAUGUGUAAUACCUGGACUUACGACGGUAGUAAGGCAGAGGAGCGCCUGCAGUAUAUGCCUAUUGAUGAUGUUGAGGAUCAGCUCAGGAAGAGUGUACGAUGGCACUUGAAGCACGAAGAAGUUUAA